CAGAGGAAGAAAAAGUAGACAAAGAAGAGGCAGUAGCAGCGUUAGCUUCACUGCUCAGCUACAAAACGGCUGUGUUCUAGUGUCAGAGAGAAAUAUUAGAACACUAAAGUAAGGAUGUGCUCAGUUGAGUAUCUGAGAGAGUUGAUCAGCGAUAGACUAACUGCUGCUGCUGGAGAAAUAUUCACAGAGUUUGAAAAAACCAUCGUCCAGUACCAGGAGGAGAUCGACCGUCAGCGCAGACUGCUGGAUGUCAUCUGGAAACCACACACCCCCUUACAACUCACAGAUGUUCCACAGCAACACAAGGGUCUUGCUGAGCACCAAUUCUCUAACCAGGACAGAAACUUCAGUAUGGCCCAUGAGGAGCAAGAGCCUCCAUACAUUAAAGACGAACAGGAGGAACUCUGCACCAGUCUGGACCAUGAGGACUCGGGGCCUCUACUGAUGAAAGAGGAACAGGAAGAACUCUGCACCAGUCUGGAUCAGGAUGACCUAGAACCUCUGCAGGUUAAAGUGGAACAGGAGGAACUCUGCACCAGUCAUGAGGGAGAACCACUUGUACUAAAACAGGAGAUUGAUACCUUUAUGGUGACCUCAACCUAUGAGGAAAGUGACUACAGUGAACCAGAACCACACAGUGAGCAGCUCCUGUCCCACAGCUCUCCUUUCAUGUCUGAGGCUCACUGUGAUACUGACGCAGGGAACAAGUCUCUAACAUGUGAUGUCUGUGGAAAAGCCUUUCAAGAUAAGUCCAAAAUGAGGAGACACCAUAGAAUCCACACAGGUGAAAAGCCACACAUUUGUAACACCUGUGGGAAAGGUUUCCGUCACAACUGCAGUUUGAAAGUCCACAUGCAGAUUCACACAGGUGAGAAGCCCCACCUUUGUAAUACGUGUGGGAAAAGAUUUUGUGAUCUUUCAACUUUUAAGAGACAUGCAGCAACCCACACAGGUGAGAAGCUGUUCCUUUGUAACACUUGUGGAAAAACAUUUAGUAGAUUAUCAGGGCUUAGAAAUCAUAUGUCAGUCCACACCGGUGAAAGGCCGUAUUCUUGUACAACAUGUGGUAAAUGUUUCACUUCAAGUAGUAAUUUGACCGUCCACAUGAGAACUCACACAGGUGAGAAGCCUUACCCCUGCAACACCUGUGGGGAACGAUUUAAUAGCACAUCAGAUUUGAAAGUCCACGUAAGAACUCACACAGGUGAAAAGCCGUACUCUUGUAAAACUUGUGGAAAAAGUUUCAGUCAGCUUGGUAGUUUGAAAGUCCACAUGAAAACUCACACUGGUGAGAAGUCGUCAUCCUGAAACAUUUGCAGGAGAAAUAAUCUGGGCACUGAGGUUGAAACAACUUGAAAGAAUUGGUACAGGUUAAAAGUAGAUCUUUGGGAUUGAAUGCACCUCCAGACUGAGCUUUAACACUGAUUGUAAGGUCCUUAAUCACCUGGACAUGGAAACUCUUUCUGCUGGUGCUGAACUGCCAGCAUCGAGAAAAAAACUAUACAGGGGAGGGAGGACCUCUGUCUUCUGAUCUAUGAAUGCUUUUAACUCAAACAGAAGGAGAGCUGACAGAGUACCCGGUGUAUUUGACAUAGUGUGCACAUUAAGGAAAAGCUAAGGAAGUACGUGAGCAGUCCUUUACGAUUGGACUGGUGGUGGAACAGGCAGAAGAACCAAGCUGAACGAUGGAUGGAUGUGAUGGGAAGGAACACGACUGAGUUCGUGGACAGUGUUUCAGAUGAAAACUGAAAGUGAAGGACAGCAUCAAUCUGACACUCUGUCAGCUGGCAGCAGGUAAAUGAUAGCUUCUCAUGUGGAGGUUUAGUCUGACUGAGGACAGAACACUGUUCACCUGAUGGGGAUGCUGAGAGAGAGAUGGAGAGAAUACAAAGAAAUGACAUGGACAUGAGGUGGUCUUCCUGAUGGAACUUUUGCUGAACUUCAUUUUGAACUGAAAAGGUAGACCUCUGUUCCUCUGCAUUUGAGACCCAUACUAUCAUGUACUGUCAUUGCGUUAGUCCACACUGGAAAAUGCCAUUGUUCCAGUGGGAAAUAAAGACAUUGGAUGUGAGUACAAUGACUUUUUUUGCAUUUGGAAUGUAACAGAGAAACAUGGUCGACAUCCGCAGAAGCACAUUGUUUCAGUCUAAGACUUUCUGUGUUAUUUGACACCGCUGACGUUCUGUUGGUUCCUUCUCAUUCUGUUCAACCAUCAGGACAAAACAUCCAGACUGUUUCCUAACUGUCCUGUUGGAGUGUAACGGAGUGUUAACAGAUGCUCCUGGACCUUCAGAGGAACUGACUUACUCUGAAUUUCUGUAUGAAAUCUGUCCUGCUGUAGCUUUGGAGCUUGAUCCACUGAUUUGAAGGAACGUUUCAUCAUAUACUUCGGGUAAACAUUUACUUCUUAUUUGUACCAAAAGAAAGUAGGGCCUGUGUAACUGGUCUCAAAAGCACAGUCCAGCGUAACUGUGUUUCCUUUAGCAUUAAUGACUCUUCCUGGUGGCUGGAUCACUUUGUCUUCCCGUUUACACACUGGGGAUGAACAGAACACACUGAGAAAUACAUGAAUCAAUAAAGAUCUCUGUAAAGCAGCUGUAAAGAGUUCUGUUCCAUGUAGAAUAGAUGGAACUUUGUGAUCUGGUUUCUCUCAGUGAGACUCUGAUCAUGUUUAAUGGGUCCUCUACCUCUUAUUGUGAGCAGAAACAAAGUGGCAGACUGGCGAAUUUGUCUGUUGUUUGGAUGAAGCUCUGCUGGAAGAGUGUUUCUGUACUUGAGUUACAGUUUGUGUUUUUAUCCUUUCCUCCUUCCUCUCAGAGCUUUGAUGAACAGUGUGAGUCUCUGCUGCUGCUCUCAUUCAUUCACUGACUGACCAUCAAUCAGUUGUCCAGUAAUUCUGUUUUGUACGUGAUUUCUUGGAUCCUGCUUUAUUGUCGAUAUGUUUUAAUUUGCAGAGUGGAUCCUCUAAAUUCCACCAUUGGCUUGUCAGAGGAUUUGCAGUGUGAUUGUAUUUCAUUUAUACCCUUUUUUUUUUUUUUUUUUUUUUUUUUGCAGUUACUAGUGUUGAAGAAAUAGCCUCAAUAAAAUGAUAGACCUCCAGAUUUAGAUUUGAGCUGAGAUGUCAGGAUUUGGUGCAACAACCUGUGAUGAUGAAUUAUUAUGUGCAGUGGUGUAAGUUUCAUUUUCAUUUAAAUAUUUCAGAACACAAUAAAUUCUGACCUGAAAACUGGAGAAGAAAUAAUUGAGGUUCUGCUAUUUUUCUCUCUCUCAGUAAUCAAUGAAACUAAUCACACAGGUGGAAGUGUCCAUCCUCUGUAAAUAGGUCUUUUUUUUCUUUGAGUUGUCCUUCAUUCAAGGAUAAAAGUUUCUUUUAAACAUGUAAACCUAAAUAAAGGCAUUGAAACAAAA
This is a messenger RNA of Acanthochromis polyacanthus (spiny chromis), 3408 nucleotides long. RefSeq names its product zinc finger protein 664-like. Gene Ontology annotation, molecular function: RNA polymerase II cis-regulatory region sequence-specific DNA binding; DNA-binding transcription factor activity, RNA polymerase II-specific. The record is from RefSeq and is a predicted model, not a curated record. Gene Ontology annotation, biological process: regulation of DNA-templated transcription. Bases 115 to 1308 code for a protein of 397 amino acids. The transcript is spliced from 2 exons. Lineage: Eukaryota; Metazoa; Chordata; Actinopteri; Pomacentridae.